AUGUUGACAAAUGCAGCCGAAGCAGCUGGAGCUCCGGCGGACUCAGCGAUCGAGGCAAUUGAGGACAGUCAGAUUCUUCAAGUAGAAUCCGCUUCAACACAACGACAAGGGACUCGCCUUCGAAAACAGACUGUGCGGUACGGACAAGAGACAAACGCCAGCAGCGAGGGUGAUCAAGACCUUGGAGAUGAUCAUAAUGAGACCUCUAUGAAUGACAGGCCUGUGACUACUCAGCAGAAGCGUCGAACACUCAUCUGCAACUUCGUUGACGGUUCAAACAAGGACAAGCUGCGCGCUCUCUUGACUCGACCCUCGAAGAAGCUUGACAGUCCUCCUGGAUCAAGUAACGGCAACUCGAAGAAGCGGAGGUCUUCCUUGAGCAAUGAUUCAGACGUCGACGGAUCUGAACCAGCCAGGCAAAGCGCCGACAACCUACCGAAGAGACAGCGGAGACAAACCGCCAAAGAGAGAGCUGAGUACAGAGCAGCAGCAGCGAACGUCCAAGAGUCGUUUCCUGAACCGCGGGGACAACCUGAGGUGUGGGCGGAUGACCGCCAGAGCCUGUGUGAGUCGCUUUCUUACUUCCAGGCGUAUAAGUCUGGUGCCUACCACUUCAAUGGGUUUGGCUACGGCUACCUACUCGACAACGACAACGAUGUGCGAGGGUACAUGAGUGCCGAGGUUGUCAUCUCCAGAUUUGGCGGUGGAUACACACCCAAUGAAAAAACAGGCAAGAUGGAGCGAGAGAAGGAUCAGACUCUGUCUGACCCAACGGUUGUGGCUUUCAUGAACAACAUGAGAGAACACGUGCCAGUCAAUCUCGUCGUUGGUCAGUUCACCCCGGUGUAG
Letharia lupina is the source of this 849-nucleotide messenger RNA. RefSeq lists its product as uncharacterized. The record is from RefSeq and is a predicted model, not a curated record. NCBI's taxonomy places the organism in Eukaryota, Fungi, Ascomycota, Lecanoromycetes, Lecanorales, Parmeliaceae. The transcript has 3 exons. Bases 1 to 849 code for a protein of 282 amino acids.